This is a messenger RNA of Passer domesticus (house sparrow), 4342 nucleotides long. It is a transcript of the gene EPGN, whose product is annotated as epithelial mitogen. The record is from RefSeq and is a predicted model, not a curated record. The coding region runs from base 2492 to 2962 and encodes 156 amino acids. Gene Ontology annotation, molecular function: epidermal growth factor receptor binding; growth factor activity. NCBI's taxonomy places the organism in Eukaryota, Metazoa, Chordata, Aves, Passeriformes, Passeridae. Gene Ontology annotation, biological process: positive regulation of cell population proliferation; positive regulation of mitotic nuclear division; epidermal growth factor receptor signaling pathway. The transcript is spliced from 4 exons.
UUGGCAGAGUAACCAUUUAAGGCACUGUGCUUGUCCCUUGAGCGAGCCUGCCUGUGUCAUGCCCUACAAGCAGGUCAUUGUGCAUCGCAAGCCUUUUCCCUUUAUCCUGUGGUAGCUGGGUUAGCAUUACAGUGCAGCCUGGGAGGCCCGGGCUUGGCUCCACUGCAUGCUGUCUGCAGAGUUGCUGGAGGCAUCCCUGAGAGUGCUCUCCGCUGGGAGAACAUCCAGAAGGAGCAUCCAGAGGGAAGGGCCCAUUAGACAACACAGAAAGCACGCUGGUGUGCCCGACCUGGUCAAGGUUUGUCCAAGGAUAAACACCCUGCGGCAGAUGGAGCACGGCCUUGCCCACUACAGCCUUGUCCCAGGCCUACCACACCCAUUGUGUUGCCUCAUGACAAAGCCUGGGCUCGGAUUCAGGCCAGAUUAAACUGCCAUUGUGCAGCUGAGUGUUGAAAGCAAGGCUCACGAACCUCAUCCCUGCUUGGGACUGAUAGCAGAGGUUAUCCAGGUAGGCAUAAACACUCCUGUCCAUCCAGGGAGUGUGCAAGUUGCGCUCAAUCAGUGUGCAGGCAUGCAGCAAUUCAGGAUAGCAAAGGAAGGGAAAAGCCUCCUGGAAUGCAGUCUGUGAGCAGGAAAAGGCAUAAUUAAAAUAUGCAUAACUAGCUUGUGUUUUUCCCUUAACACGUGAAGUGGUUAGAUGUAAUCCUACAGAUCACUGAGGAGAAUGCUUGGCUCACAUUCUCCCUCUCCACAGCAGAGUUACCAGGGCACUUAUUUAGUUUAAGUCUUUAGUAAAAGACUGAGUUUUAAAAUCUAAAAUUUGUGAAAUGUUUUUGUUGCUUGGAGCUCACGGUUCAGGAAGUGAGAGUUGUUGCUGAGGUGAACUAUGUAGCUCUGAUGUCUCAGUGUGUUACUGAACUGGGAUUUUCCAGUUAACUGCUCUAGUCUGGGCACAUCAGUACCCUUCAGAUAGACCAGUCCUACUUGUUCCAAGCUGCCUGUGACCAAGGAAGCUGGACAGUGUUUGGAGCUGUGGAGAGUGGUUUAGUAUGAGAAGCAUGUUUGACAGGUCUUUUCUAGAGACCCUGCAAACAGCAUGUGAAAGGUAUGAGUGUUCCCAUUAAGCAUAGUCGCUUCUUGGACAGGCAGAGAUGGGCUCUUCUGGCAGAAAUUAAGGCAUCUGCUGCUAUAGGAGGCAACGGUUUACCUGCUCUUUCAGUCUGUGUUUCUUCACUGCUUGUGCCUAGCCGGGUCUGGACUUGUGCCCCGCAGCUCUAGCCAGCAAUCCCAGACCUGGCACCGGCCAGUGGGCUGCCUUGCUUCCCGGGCUGGGCACAGCCAGGCUGAAUGGAAAGUGAUUGGCACAGCCCUCAGGCUUGCAGCGCCUGGGAUCAAAGGCCUCCCGCUGGCAGUCACUGAGCUAGAACACCGUCCAUUAUCUUUGUGCCUGAUCGCUUCCUAAUCUCGGCACUAGCUGUGCCCGCAGUUCCUCUGCUGGAUGGCAGGGACUGAGGGACAGGGAGGACCAGGGGAGGAACAUUAGCAGAGCAGGGACUGGUCUCUGCACUUCAACUCCAGUGUAGCAUCCUGAGGGUGAAUGUCCUCCUGGAAGUCAUAUAAGACCUACAUUGUGAAGAGAAGGAAACACCACGUUUUCACAUCGUAUUUUGUUUGGCUCACCUUUGUUUGGCUGUUUUUUUGUUCUUCUGCACUGUCAGAUUCUGGGUUUCGCUCCAAAACUGUACCUUUAUGCCCACAGGUAAUAGGAAACCAGGGUUUCAAAAGAAAACCUGAUGCCAUUGCUAGAUAAUAGCAGUUUCCUAAAUAAAUGUGUGGUUGCCCUGGGGGUUAGGUUGUUACCAGAUGCACCUUUUCUUGAUUGGUGAGAACAGGAGAUGACGCUUCCUGGCGUAUAAGUGCAAGAGAAAACACGGGAGCGCAGAUAAGCAGAGCAAGCAAGCCACCUGGAAAGAAGACCUGAGAAGGUGUUAAAGCAGCUGCCUGCCAUGGCAUUUGGAAUGCUAAUCUAUAUUUUGCUGAAAGGUAGGUUUGGAAGAGGCUUUUCUGUGUUGUGAGGUGCCAAGCUUUGUUAAACAGAAACAAAGCCUUUCUCCUUCUGAAAUAGGCGGUGGGGUGGGAGGCGUGCAGAGAGGUAGGAAGCAGAGCUACUUCAGCCAUUUGAAACCUGGAUGAAAUUUUAACUGAUAGGAUGUAAUUUAGAUUCUUUGAAAAUAAGCUACUUAAAUAGGUAAAUAGGUGCAAGGCUAUGUUACAUGUAUCUAUUGUGAGAUAAUAGAAUGCAAAACAGGAUGGAUUUGUAUUUUGGGAAAUUUGCAAGCCAUCGUUUGUUGUCCCACAGUCAUUAGUAUGCUAUGGCAAAAGGAAGUUUGAGGCAAGAGUGUUUUAAAUGAAUUAUGAUAUUGCUGCCUUCUCUGGGGUUUGUUUGAAGUGCAUCUUGUAUGAAGUGCUUUCUGGGUGAAGUAAACCUUGAAUGGAUGUACUGAGCUUUUCUGUUCCACUAAGCAUCUAUUUGCAUUAUACAGCAAUGGGGGCAUUAAGUGAAGACUCAGCUAUUACUGCUUCAUCCCUCAGCACUGACUUACGGAAUAACUGGACAAAAAACAACGCUGAAGUGGAUUAUACAGAGCAGCCAAAGCUCUUGAAGCUGAUGCAGACAUGCCUUGAGGAGCACCACAGCUAUUGUAUCAAUGGGCUCUGCGCCUUCCACAGCGAACUGAGGAAGCCCAUAUGCAAGUGCCUUGCAGGUUAUAAUGGAGAAAGGUGUGAACAUUUAACACUAAAUUCAUAUGCACAUAAUUCUUAUGAGCGCUACAUUGCUGUGGGGAUUGGUAUAGGAAUACUGACCAGUGGAAUACUUGCCAUCAUCUACUGCUAUGUAAGAAAGAGAUGCAGGAAGCUGCAAUCCCCCUACAAGGUGUGCGUGGGUGAGACGGCGUUGUGAAGCCGCGGCGCUGGAACGCUCACCGCUUUGCCUGCUGAGGAGCAAGGCCCCUGGCAUCGGACAGGCACCCCGGCCUCGCUGAGGAGAUGGGCUCAGGGAACGGCAGAGGAGCUCGCCAAGGGAGCUCCCGUAGGACUGACAGGCUCUGUGUUGUUGAAGAAAGACUUCCUCUCUUGGGUGAGGGUGGAUCGUGCUCAGGUCCAAGCAGCUGAGGACACUGGCAGGCCUCUGGGCACGGUCCUGUGCCCAGUGUUUGCCAUGGGGAGGACUGGUUGGUUUUAGCUGUUUGCAGUCAUUUCAAGCACUCGUACAGUGUUCUGCUUUGGUCUUUUGUGUGUUUUGUUUGGUUUUGUUUUCUUCUUUUUUUUUCUCCUCUGGAGGAUAAGCACCACCUCUCUCACAGUGGAGCUGUGUUCUGGACAUCAUGCCCUGAUCCCUAACCUUUGGGUUCUGAUUUUGCUGUCUGCUGGCUGUGUGUGUGGAUAAACAGCCCUCCCCCAACCCAAUGGUUACCAUUGGUGUGCUGGGCCAAGUAAGGGCUUCUGGUGCCAUAAAGGACAAAUCCUUUGGACUGAAGAAAACGUCUGGCUCUCCGUCCUUAAACUAGAAUAUAGAGAGUAGGCAAUUCCUGGAAAAUCAGACCGUGACACCUCUGGGCAUGGCACGUUUUAUCAUUUUCAUAAGCAAAGCAACCAGACGCCUUUCUCAAAAUGGAUUAUGGAGUGUGCUUGUGACAAAGAACUCUCCUCUUCCCAAACGUCCUAUAGCAGCUCUGCAGUUCCAUGGAAUUUCAGGCAGAACAUUGCCUUGCUGCACCCUGAUUCCUGCACGAGACUUGAAUUGCUAGAGAAGCUGGAAUUUUGUUAUUAAACUUCACUACAGUUUUUCCCAGGAAACAGACUUUCUCUAUUCCAUUUGCGCAUUAUGAGGACAAUGUGACCACUUAAGAAAGAAAUUAUUUUAGGGAUUUGGUUCCACCCUGGACUAACAGAUUGCAUAUUGGAUGCUUGGUUCCAUUCAUCGUAUCUACAAAAAAUUGGGAAGGUGCGAAGAUUUGGUUCAAGGAAAAGGGAAGAAAAUUGGUUCUGAAGAUGGUGGCACUAACUGGGACUUCUCACUGACAGCUGGAGUGUUUGCCGGUGCUGAUGUGACUAGAGAUGACUCUCAGAUUUUCAUUUCAGCUGCUGCACAUUGUAGAGUCAUCUGCUGUGCUCAGCCAUCUGCCAGAGAAAGGCAGUUGGUACAUUGAGGUCUUGUGGAAAAAUAUUGGCUCCUAAAUUCAGGUGCCCUGCUGAAAGCUCAUUUCUUUGUUUUGCGAGUUUGUUUUGACAACAAGGAUGCAUGCUGUUUGUUUAAAAAAUGUGUAUUUGUGAGACUACA